Aspergillus welwitschiae is the source of this 1858-nucleotide messenger RNA. RefSeq lists its product as uncharacterized. The coding region runs from base 294 to 1712 and encodes 472 amino acids. The transcript has 2 exons. The record is from RefSeq and is a predicted model, not a curated record. NCBI's taxonomy places the organism in Eukaryota, Fungi, Ascomycota, Eurotiomycetes, Eurotiales, Aspergillaceae.
UAAUUCCAGCGCUUGUCAGAGAAAGCUUGAUACUCCACCUGCUCCAGGCUGUGAGACCUUGGGUGGCACAGUCCUUAGUACCGUACAGGAACACGCUAUAUAGUCUGUGGCUGUGUGAGACAGCUCCCGAGGGGGAAUUCCUUUUUACCUUUUGUCUGUCGCCAGCCUAUAUCGGUUCAACUGCUGCACCGUCACUUUGAUUUGACUGUUUCCCCUGGUCAGCUGUGUGCAUUCGCCAAGGAGUUUUCCCGCUCCUUUGUGUCCUGUCGAACUCGUCACCCUUCGUUGUCAUUAUGUCGACCGCGGUUGCGCCUGCCCAGGCUGCUCCGCUCACAUCUCCGCGUAUGACCCGCGAUAUCAGUCCGAAAAAUUGCCCAACACUGGCGCCUGCGUCUUCGGGUAACCAGAUGAGUACCACGCCGCCGCGCCCAUCCGGUGUCUCUCGGGAUGCGUCUUCGGCCAAAAGCUCUCCUGCAGGAAAGAAACCGACCUCACCUUCAUCACAGGCCGGAUCCACUGCGAGUCGAGUCAUCGUGAAAAAGGAACCCCCAUCCUCCCCUGCAAUGCAGUCUCAUACAAGACCUCGCCCUCGCAGAUUAGAUCUGUCUAGUAGCCUUCCGAACUCUGGGGGCUUGUCCGCUCGGCCUCCUGGUGGCCCUAUGACUGCGAGAGAGGGCGUCAACAUGCAAGAGGUCGGGAUCGCUUGCCUGUCCCCAGGAUUUCAAACACAUGAUCCUGUGAUGCGGGAGCAGCUGCAACGGAGCUUAUCGGUUCGGGAUCAGCAGCGCUCAAUAAUCGAAUCGCGUUUACAGAAGUCCGCCAAGGAUGACGGGCCCGACGGAAUAAAGCCGUCUGAAUCAUUCGGCCUCCCCAGGGUCGGUGCAUCGAAGAGAAGACCCCCGCCUGGCCUCUCCAUCGUGCCCCCGUCAGCAGCCCAAUUUGCUAGUGAACGUGUCAUCCAAUCUGCGCCAUUGAAUCAGACCUUCACGGGCCGAAAUGAAGCGCAGCCCUUGACCCGUCAUGUCGUUAACCAAAGUCCGACUCUGGGGUCCACAUCUCACAUCCACCAUCUCCCUGCUACACAAACAACCAACCGCUUGCCCCCGCUGUCUGAUGUCUUUGGAAAUGAGGCGUUGGGCCGCGAUCGCGAGGCAAACCGGGGAAUGUAUUACCCCAGCGCGACAGCUGCCAACCCGCCUCAAUCGAACAAUCUGCCCCCCAUUCCCUCCCCUCGCAUCUCCCGGGAUGCCGCUCAACCUCCCAAGCGCCCCAGGGAGUAUCGUUCCGCCGAGGAAGCUGUCCAGGAACUGUCAGGUGGGCGCGAGGAGCUUCUGCCGCGCAUUGUACAUUACGGCGGCCACCAACCCCCAACUCCACCAUCUCCCCGUGUGGCUAACGGACCACCAAAAUCUGGAGUGCCUCACUCGGAUGCUACGGCCAUGGCGAAUGCGCACCCCCCACAACCAUCAUUGUACCCGUCCGAGGGUACUGCUCGUCGCCGCUCGAGAAAUGAGUACGAACAUGAGCACGGCAGCCCGCCCUUGGGCCACGGCCCCGACCCACAUUAUCGCCCUAACCCAGCCUUGGCCUCUGGCGCAAGUGCCACUUAUGGCCCAUUUGGGGCUGGGAGAGACUCCCCCGAAACCCAGCGCAGAAAGAAGGAAGAAUUCCUUAGUCUCUGCGCACGUGCCUGGGACCUAUUCCAUUCUUAAUCCAUGGUCAAGUUGCUUAGGGUCUCCCUACGUGACCUGAUUUGGCCCGUUUCUAUGAAUGCAUUCCCAAAUACCGUCAACUUUCCCUCAUGCACUAUUCGAAGUGGUCAGCACUUGAGUUUAUGGAUAGGCACGACCUAGCAGAA